AGCUGGGCCGUCUGCUCCAGCCGCCGCGCGUCGCCGUGUCUGCGCUCGCCAUGCGGCCCGGGGCGCCAGGGCCGCUGUGGCCGCUGCCCUGGGGGGCCCUGGCUUGGGCCGUGGGCUUCGUGGGCUCCGUGGGCUCGGGGGACCCCGCGCCCGGUGGGGUCUGCUGGCUCCAGCAGGGCCGAGAGGCCACCUGCAGCCUGGUGCUGAGGACAGACGUGAGCCGGGCGGAAUGCUGCGCCUCUGGCAAUGUCGAUACCGCCUGGUCCAACUUCACCCACCCGGGAAACAAGAUCAGCCUCCUGGGCUUUCUCGGCCUUGUCCACUGCCUCCCUUGCAAAGACUCGUGCGAGGGCGUGGAGUGCGGCGCGGGCAAGGCGUGCCGCAUGCUGGGGGGCCGCCCGCGCUGCGAGUGCGCACCGGACUGCGCGGGGCUCCCGGCGCGCCUGCAGGUCUGCGGCUCCGACGGCGCCACCUACCGCGACGAGUGCGAGCUGCGCGCCGCGCGCUGCCGCGGCCACCCGGACCUGCGCGUCAUGUACCGAGGCCGCUGCCGCAAGUCGUGCGCCCACGUGGUGUGCGCGCGGCCGCAGUCGUGCGUGGUGGACCAGACGGGCAGCGCGCACUGCGUGGUGUGUCGCGCGGCGCCCUGCCCCUUGCCCCUCGGCCCGGGCCAGGAGCUCUGCGGGAACAACAACGUCACCUACGUGUCCUCGUGCCACCUCCGCCAGGCCACCUGCUUCCUGGGCCGCUCCAUCGGCGUGCGCCACGCGGGCAGCUGCGCAGGCACCCCCCAGCUGCCGGAGGCGGAGUCCGAGGAGGAGAACUUCCUCUGAGCCCCGGAGGCCGCCACCGCCUGGCGUUCCAGCCCCCUCCCCGCGUUAUUUAUUGCCGCAGCAGAAUCUAAUUUAUGUCCCAUGGACACUUCCCAGAGCCUGCCUAGAACCACGUGGGGAGUCCCCCCUAUAUCCUGGAGGGACUGGGGAAAGGUGGGGCUCGGAGCUCAGCUUUCAGGGCCUUCUCCCCUGCGCCCUAGUGGACCCCAUUCUCCAGGCUUCCUCCCGGUGGACUGGAUUAAUUAUCACCACUUCCACCGGCAAGAGAGCUGGGAAUUCCUUGCUGGUGAUUAACGUGGAGGCAAGGCCCUCCUGUCCAGGGCCUUCUAGAAUGGACCUUGGGCUCAGCCUGGGGUAGGGUGGGCUUUCCUGGGUGGAAUUCCAGAUUCAUGCUCUCCACCCUGCAUCCAUUUCCCCUGUUGUGUCUGAUGAGGGCCCCUGGAAGUUGCCAGGCGUGUCGCCCAGGGGACCGGGUGCUAGCCCAGGGCCUCGGGACAGCCGUGCACGUGGCAUGUGGCCGGGACAGCAGCGGAUGCUGAGGGGCCACAGCAGCCCAGAGCAGGAGCUGGUGCCUGGCAGGGCUGGCUCCACCCAAGGUGGGGUAUAGGGGGCCCUUCUCACCCCGGCCCGGGGGUGCUGCAGAGCCGGGUCCUCGUCUUUGUGGCCAGUCCCAGCAGGGCAUCAGGCCCAGUUCCUUCUAGAACCUCCCUGCCCGCCAGCCCAGCUUGGGGGUCACCACACCUGCCCAGAUCCUGAUCGCAGGCCCUGGUACCCCCAAGACUGCUCACCCCACUCGAUCCGGAUCGUGGCCCCAAUGUCACCCGCUCGUGCCUGCCUGCAGACCAGCAACUCAGGCGGGCAGUGGGUGAGGAGGCCGGGGCAGUUUUGUUCACCCCUCCCCAGACCCCAGCAAGUGCCUUAACCCGUGACAUCCAGAAAAGUAGCCUUGGAGCCAGUGGGGUGGACCAGGCCCCCGGCCAAGGCAUGUGUCCCCCGCCCUGGGGUCCUGCCUCGCCAAAGAAAUAAAUUCUGCAGAAAGCCA
Molecule: messenger RNA, 1875 nt
Organism: Choloepus didactylus (southern two-toed sloth)
Lineage: Eukaryota; Metazoa; Chordata; Mammalia; Pilosa; Megalonychidae
Gene: FSTL3
Product: follistatin like 3
Biological process (GO): regulation of BMP signaling pathway; cell differentiation; negative regulation of activin receptor signaling pathway
Molecular function (GO): protein binding; activin binding
Source: RefSeq, a predicted model, not a curated record